AUGGUACUCUCUCCCGCUCUCUCCCUGUGGUACUCUCCCUCCCCCGCUCUCGCCGUCGCGCCACUGUGGUACUCCCUCCCACUAGAACCCUUGCCAUUUGCACUCACAGUUUUUCUGGAAUUCCGAUUUAGAUCUCUUCCGAUGUCACGAGGCACUCGAAUUGGAGAUGUCUACUGUGUGGGAAGUGGACCUGAGGAGGAGGAUGAUCAUGAUUGUCUUCCCAUCAAGUUCUCCUUUUCGGAAGGGUUCUCUACUGGCUCAGGCCGUAUACUCAGUCUCAACAAUAGACUGCUGAAGUUUUAUGGGGACAUUGGAUUUUAUCACAAUGAAGAAUUAGCUGCCAUAAUUGCCUCGGAAAAAAAACACCAUUUUGCAAGGCAAGCAAGGUUGGCAGUUGAUUGA
Molecule: messenger RNA, 402 nt
Organism: Miscanthus lutarioriparius
Lineage: Eukaryota; Viridiplantae; Streptophyta; Magnoliopsida; Poales; Poaceae
Source: the annotation of a GenBank genome assembly